This is a messenger RNA of Sesamum indicum (sesame), 1464 nucleotides long. RefSeq lists its product as uncharacterized. NCBI's taxonomy places the organism in Eukaryota, Viridiplantae, Streptophyta, Magnoliopsida, Lamiales, Pedaliaceae. The record is from RefSeq and is a predicted model, not a curated record.
UGGAUUGGUCACCAACCAACAGAAGCUGAGCCUGAGCUGAGAGUUUGAGUUCAAACUUCAACCCCUGGCCCCUCCUCCUCCUCCUCCAAAUUCUUCUUCUACUGCCUUCCUCUUUCUUAGUUUAGCUUCCUUUCAAUUUAAUCAUGUCUGACUGCCUUCCCUCCAUCAAUUUCCCUCUCCAAAAUUCCUUAAUAAAACUACAUCAAUUUGGGGUUGCCGCUUCUUUCAAAUUAUCCAAAUACGCCAAACUUGGCACUUCUCGCUCUAACAAGAUUUCCAUUUCUAUGAACUGUGCUCGAGAUCGGGAUGCAAUUCCUUUCCCCUCAGACGAAUACGAGUAUGAAGACCUAGGCUUUGGGCUAAUUGAGAAGGAAAAAAUUCGAAGAAACCUAAAUGGCAAGAAAGAUGAACCGGAAAUGGGGGAAGCAGCUACAAGAAAUGGAGUUGAUGAAGAAGCCCAGGACUUUAGCAGCAUUGGCGAAAUUUUCAAGUUUAAGGGUGCUCAGAAAGACAAUAUAUUUGUGAAAGACGACGACAAUGCAAAACACCAAGGUUUUGAUUCCAAGUUGGAGGAUUUAGAGAGACACGAUUACUGGGGAUCAGAUGAGGUGGCAAAGAGCGGGAGACAAAUGAUGAGGAGAUCAAAUAUCAUUGCGAAGCAAGUUAUCAGCAUCCGCUCUGCUCUCAGUUUAGGUUAUGUUUCGCAGCUUUGGGUGGACACAAGUUCCUGGACUGUGAUAGUUGUGGAAGUGAGACCAAACUUACUGUCAAGCGACUUUGAGAGGUUUCUGUUGAAGGAGAUAACACAGGUUGGAGAUGUUAUACUUGUUGAGGAUGAAGUUGUGAUAGAAGAUGAUUUUAAAUUGGUUAGAAUGGAGACACUGGUAGGAUAUACUGUUGUAACACCAAGUCGUCAAAGUAUUGGAAAGGUGCGUGGCUACACCUUUAAUAUCAUCUCAGGCACCGUGGAGUCACUUGAGCUUGAUUCAUUCGGAAUUUCCAUUAUUCCAUCUAGUUUGGUUAGCACCUAUUCUCUAUUUGUGGAAGACGUGAAGGAAGUUCUAUCUGACACGGUUAUUGUGCGAGAAGCUGCUGUAUCACGCAUACAGAGGCUAACUAAGGGAUUAUGGGAUGGCCAGUAUUCAGGGAUCUCAAAGGAUGAGUUUGACGAACAAUUGGACAUCAAUGGACAACAGAAUCAUGCAGAUUACAGAGAGAAGCGGCGCAAAAGCUGGUCAAGAAGAAAAUUACGCCCUAAGAUAAGGAAAAGUGAAGAUGAUUGGGAGCUACCAAUGGAUUAUUUAUGAUCUGAGUUUGAUGCUACCAGGCCCUGUAUAUAUCCAGCAUAAAAGUCUUUGCAUUCUGCCUCUUUCCAUUUGAAUUUCUCUGGAUCGACCUAAUAUUACUUUCUUUAGACUGUUCAACAGUGGAAGGUAAUUAAAGCUAGUUUUAGCUUUUAAUGUA